Molecule: messenger RNA, 924 nt
Organism: Akanthomyces muscarius
Lineage: Eukaryota; Fungi; Ascomycota; Sordariomycetes; Hypocreales; Cordycipitaceae
Exons: 1
Coding region: 1-924 (307 amino acids)
Source: RefSeq, a predicted model, not a curated record
AUGUUGGUACUUAUCGCUGGAAUCACUGGCCAACUGGGGCACCGCUUAGCCCUCACUGCACUUGGGCGAGACCUCUCCGUCCGAGGACUCGGCCGGGACCGGGCAAAACUUGAGAGAAGCUUUCUGGAAAAGCUCGAGUCUUUUGUCACCAGCUCAAACUAUUACGAUGUUCCCGCGCUUGAUAAGGCUGUUAAAGGCGUAGACGCUGUCAUCUGUGCCUACAGUCCCAGUCCUAUCCUCGAUUUGGAUGGCCACCUUCUCCUUCUUCGCUCAGCUGAGCGAGCGGGAGUCAAGAUCUUUGUCGCCUCGUCGUGGAAUUGCGACUGGACUAAAAUUAAAUUUGGAGACUUGGAGCCUUACGACAACCAUAUCGCAUUCGAGCAGCAGGCUGCCAUGACGAGCAGCAUCAACCCUGUCUAUCUGUUCACUGGUGUAUUCCACAGCUUGUUGUUCACGCCCUAUGGCCCAGGAGGACUCGACACAGCAGACAGUGGGCCGAAGCUACAUUAUUGGGGAGAUGGAGACGAGACCAAGCACCCCUGGACUCAUAUGGACGAUGCUGUCGCUUGGACGAUUGAGAUUCUGAUCAAUGGCGAUGGCAUCAGAGAUGGUAAUGGUGGUUUCUUCAGUUUCCGGUCUGGUCGACAUACCAUUCGAGAACUCGCCCGCGCCUAUCAAGAAGUCACAGGCACGGAAGUUCAGAUCGUCCGGCAGGGCAACCUCGAGGACUUGAGGACUAGAUUGGCCCGGGAGCGAGCCGAGAAAGGCAGAGAACGAUACUUUGAGUAUUUGCCACUUGCCUCUGCUCUUGUCAAUGCUACCGUCGACUGGGAGAUGAACGAUCCUACGGUGUUGGACCACAUUCAUGCACCAACUACCUUGGAAUCAGCCCUUAAGGAACGGUUCGAAUCAGGUUCUGCUUGA